AUGGUUGCUUUAGAAAGAGCCCAAUCCAAUAACCCCUCUACAAGGAAGUUGAUUCGUCAAAAGCAGUACCGUCGCAAGACAAACAUGAUGAAAAAGGCGUCUGAAUAUAGCAAGAUGUGUGAUGCGGAUGUAUGCGUAGUUAUUCGCAUGCGGGAGACGGAUCAGAUACAUAUUUUGUCCGCGGAUACUUCGGGCUUUUGGGCUUUUCUUCCUUUGCAAUUGAGCUCCCAUUACCCGACUCCGGCUGUGAUGACAGAUCGCGAUUUAAAGAAAGCGGAAGAAGAUACAGCUUCUAAGGACCCACGAUAG
This is a messenger RNA of Penicillium diatomitis, 309 nucleotides long. RefSeq lists its product as uncharacterized. The transcript is spliced from 2 exons. The record is from RefSeq and is a predicted model, not a curated record. The coding region runs from base 1 to 309 and encodes 102 amino acids. Lineage: Eukaryota; Fungi; Ascomycota; Eurotiomycetes; Eurotiales; Aspergillaceae. Gene Ontology annotation, molecular function: protein dimerization activity; DNA binding.